Messenger RNA from Nycticebus coucang (slow loris), 2246 nucleotides. RefSeq names its product glycerophosphodiester phosphodiesterase domain containing 1 (gene GDPD1). The record is from RefSeq and is a predicted model, not a curated record. The transcript has 10 exons. Gene Ontology annotation, biological process: glycerophospholipid catabolic process; N-acylethanolamine metabolic process. Gene Ontology annotation, molecular function: phosphoric diester hydrolase activity; phosphatidylcholine lysophospholipase A1 activity. Bases 122 to 1066 code for a protein of 314 amino acids. Gene Ontology annotation, cellular component: endoplasmic reticulum membrane. NCBI's taxonomy places the organism in Eukaryota, Metazoa, Chordata, Mammalia, Primates, Lorisidae.
AGUGCGCUUCAGCACAGGCACCGGCUGGGGGCGAGCAGACCUCGAGCCGCCGCAGCCGUUGCGACUGCCGCAGCGGAGUUCAGAGGGCCCGAGGUGGGAGUCUUCCCACACGGUCAUUGAGAUGUCUUCCACGGCGGCUUUUUACCUUCUUUCUACCCUGGGAGGGUACUUGGUGACCUCAUUAUUGUUGCUGAAAUACCCGACCUUGCUGCACCAGAGAAAGAAGCAGCGAUUCCUCAGUAAACACAUCUCUCACCGCGGAGGUGCUGGAGAAAAUUUGGAGAAUACAAUGGCAGCCUUUCAGCAUGCAGUUACAAUUGGAACUGAUAUGCUAGAAUUGGACUGCCACAUCACAAAAGAUGAACAAGUUGUAGUGUCUCAUGAUGAGAAUCUAAAGAGAUCAACUGGGGUCAAUGUAAAUAUCUCUGAUCUCAAGUACUGUGAACUUCCACCUUACCUUGGCAAACUGGAUGUCACAUUUCAAAGAGCAUGCCAAUGUGAAGGAAAAGAUAACCGAAUUCCGUUACUGAAAGAAGUUUUUGAGGCCUUUCCUAACACGCCCAUUAACAUCGAUAUCAAAGUCAACAACAAUGUGCUGAUUAAGAAGGUUUCAGAGUUGGUGAAGCAGUAUAAACGAGAACACAUAACAGUAUGGGGUAAUGCCAGUUAUGAAAUUGUAGAAAAGUGCUACAAAGAGAAUUCAGAUAUUCCUAUACUCUUUAGUCUACAACGUGUUCUGCUCAUUCUUGGCCUUUUCUUCACCGGCCUCUUGCCCUUUGUGCCCAUUCGAGAACAGUUUUUUGAAAUCCCAAUGCCUUCUAUCAUAAUGAAGCUAAAAGAACCACACACCAUGUCUAGAAGCCAAAAGUUUCUCAUCUGGCUUUCUGAUAUCUUACUAAUGAGGAAAGCUUUGUUUGACCACCUUACUGCUCGAGGCAUUCAAGUGUACAUUUGGGUAUUAAAUGAAGAACAAGAGUACAAAAGAGCUUUUGAUUUGGGAGCAACUGGGGUGAUGACAGACUAUCCAACAAAGCUUAAGGAUUUUUUACAUAGUUUUUCAACAUAGAAAAAAUAUGUACAUGGAUGAAUUCAAUGAAAAUAUGAAAAAAACCUAAGAAAAAAACAUUUCACCAUCAUUUCCCUAAGCCAUUUCCAGAAUGGUAAGAGUUUGAAUCAGUUACGUUUUUAUUACCUCAUUUUUAAGCCUGUAUGAGAAUGUAGAAACUAUAUAUUGUAUAUUUAUUUUAAACAAUAUUGCAUUUGUGUAUUUUACAAUUGUAAAUUGUCUAGAAAGAUAACUGUGAGAUGUAAGUAGAAGAUUAUUGAUCAAGAUUUCUGUAUAUGAUGCAGUAUUCUACUAUUAUAAGUAAUUCUGAAAUCAAAGACUAUUGGAUAAAAUUGGUAUUAGCCUUCACUAGAAUAAGAUUAACUAAUUAAUAAAAAAAAUUAUUGAAGGUCAUUACAGCUAUUUGUAUUGUCUUGUUGUUCCUAUGUAUAUCGUAGUUAAAGGGCAAAAAUAAAAUCAGUGAUACAGUUAAUCUGGCAAGUUAAACAUUGAAAACAGCAGGCAGGCACUAGGAGAUAACUAAAAGUUGAUUACUUGAUCAGAAAUAAAAUCUGUAGACUGAAUUAGAUUUUUCAGUUGCCGAUGUGAAUGGGGACUUUCUAUUUGGAACCUUUUUAAGGUGUGUAACAAUUCUACAUGGUCCCUUUUCUGAAAACAUUAAAAAUGGACUAAUCAAUUGUAAAUUAAGACAAGAUCCAAAUAGUCAUAUUUUUAUGUUUCCUUUAAAGAAAUGUAAGAUUUCCAUGUUUGGCAUCGACUGAGUCUACUUAGAGAUUUUACACAAUAUCUUGAAUUCUAAUAGUCAUAUUAAACUGAUGAAAGUACAUAUCAUUGUAUCUAAUACUUAUGGUAUGGACCUCCUGUUUCUGAUCUUUAAAAAUUCAUUCUUCUGAGUGUUAAAUAGAAACAAGAUUUUCCAAAGUAUUAGAAAAUACUUUCUCAGCUUUUUGAUGUGACUUUACGUAAGUCUGUUUCUAAUCUUUUUAAUUUAUUUUCAUGAUCUCAGAUUGUGAGGUACAUAUAAUCUGGAAUAAUAAGUGUCUUUUACCUAGAUUAUCUCUCUCAUACGGAGUUUGGCAGCUAAACAGCUCUGAAGGAUGACUGUAUUCUCCCUUCUGUCCCUGGAUGACAUAAAUAUCAUUUGCUUUGUUAUUUAAACUGAAAUAAAGUUUUACAAGAA